Molecule: messenger RNA, 1953 nt
Organism: Funneliformis geosporum
Lineage: Eukaryota; Fungi; Glomeromycota; Glomeromycetes; Glomerales; Glomeraceae
Source: the annotation of a GenBank genome assembly
AUGUUAACUUCACAGCAAGAUGAGCAAGACGAACGAGACUUAUCACAAUCUUAUGAGGCUGGUAUUGAGAGCAUAGGAUCUGCAUCUUGUGUCUUAUCGAAGCAACCGCAAGUUAAUACAUCCAAAUUAACAUGUAAUCUUAAAAACUGUGAAGAUUCUUCACGAUCGGAGUCAUGCGACAUGGAGGAACUUAAAUCCAAUUUGCAUGAUAAAGUUAUUGCCAAGUUGGAUAAAAAUAUAAUUGUGGAACAGAAGUUAAAGCAACAGUUAUCGUCAUCUGCACAUACAUCUACCGUUAAGUUAAGGAGAGGCGCUAUGAAACAAUUGAAAAUGACUUUUAUCAACGAUAAACUUCUUGCCGACUUGUAUUACCCAGAUUAUUGGAACCGUAACCCAACCUUAUGGGGCAGUAUAAGUCUUCUUCAGCAUUUACAGAACACAAGCUGUGGUUAUUCUAAAGCGGCUGCCCUGGAGAGAGCAUUAUCCAAUUGCGAUAAAGAUCCCGCAAAUUUAAUUUUAUGGAAUAAUCAUUGCUCAAACUUAGCAACUCUUGCGAUCGAGGAUCGAGUUAAUAAACGCGAGAUCCAGAUUUUUGCUGUAAAAAAAGAAAUCUUGCAAUACAAAUCUGAGCGGGUAUUAGUAGAUCAUACUUCGGAAAUUGAGGAAAUUGUUACCUCAGCAACACCAGCUAUUAGAUUAUCAUCGGCCGACCUUCAACAAGAUUACAACGAAGAGGAGGAAAAGCCAAUUAAAGAGCUUCAGGAUAAGGAAGUCGAGGAAGUCGAAAAUGAAGAAGACGAAUUCACUUUUCAAGACAAAGAAUUAUUUACACAAAGGCAAUCCAUGAAAGAUGAUAAAAAAUGGAAGCUUAGCACAGGAACAUAUGUUGAAGAUGUCUUGUACAAUCUAGGGAUAAAAUGCAGAUAUAAUAAUCUUGUGCAUUCUUUCAUAAUCGAUUCCGAAGACAAGUUUGUGCAGUCAGGAUUCACUUCUGAUGAGUUAACAGAGAUUCGCGAAACAAAAUCCAUGUAUGAAUCACCACAGAUAGAUAAUGAAUUACUGGGAUACAUCGAUUCUUUUGCAAAGGACUCAACAAAAGACAUACGAAAAGCACUUUAUUCUUCAUACCCUCGACUUUGCGAAAAUUACAAUCCUUUAGUUGAUUUCCCAUACGAACAUGUGAGAACCACAGUAUCUGAUUGGGUUCGUUUGCUAGAAAUGGAGCCAAAUCCGCUAACAAUUACACAGGAUUUACCGGAAAGUUGGUUCAGAAUAAAUGUUUGGAGGACAGUUGAUAUAGCCUUUUCGGACCUGCCCUUUGUGUUUUUCGUUGGAGGCGAAAAAGCUGGACUAGCGACCAAAGAUAGGAAAAAUCGUGGCAGAACCCUUAGCAACAUAGGCCCAAUGCAACGGAGGGCUAUAGGAAAGAAAGGAGAUGGUUACGUUCGGUCAUUUGGUUCGAGGUCAAUUGAUUGGGCAGCGUCCGAGGCUGGAUCGAAGUGGGAAGGAGAAAAAGGGACGAAGAUUAUAAAGGAAUGCGGUUUAUCUUUACCAAAGGUUUUAAAAGACAUUUUUAUUAAUCUAGCGCGCAAGGUAAACUAUGACGAAGACAAGAUUCGUAAAAUCAACAUCCCCGGAUUUAUUCAUGCAGGAGCUAAUUUAAUUAAAACUAACCUUGAUUGUCCAAGGGGAUAUGUAUGCCGAUAUAUGAGGCAAGUACCACUUGAGAUUUAUGCCGAUGUCAAACAAUUUAAUAGAACAUUGGAUGCUCUUGUCUCCAUCAUUUACGCUAAGCUCGAAAUUUUGAAUACAAUGAAAAUAAUAAAUAAUACAACAACAAACUCAUCUGAUAAUCUGAAGAGAUGGAAAAAUCUACCGAAAAAAACUGAAGAAUUUGAUAUUCCUGAUUGUCAUCACACGCCUAAAAAAAGAAGAGUCGCCAACUUGCAAUGA